Pocillopora meandrina is the source of this 17835-nucleotide messenger RNA. Lineage: Eukaryota; Metazoa; Cnidaria; Anthozoa; Scleractinia; Pocilloporidae. The record is from the annotation of a GenBank genome assembly.
GUGCAUUUCGUCACAGAACAGCAUUGAAACUCGCACAAAUACAGCGGGUAAGAACAGACGGAAACGAUGGCCGCAAGGCUUCUCUUCUGGCUUUCUCUGUGCGGACUAACAGCCUUAAAUCUUCGAGCAGACUUGUUGGGCAGGCUGAAUAUCACGGCACUAAAAUCGACAGCGUAUGAUGAGCUGUUUGCAGACGGGCAACGCGCGUAUCGAGAUGAAAAGUGGAAUGAAGCCAUCGAACUCUUAGAGAAGGCAAUCGCUGAUUAUAGAAACGAAAAACAAAUGAAGAUUCAUUGUAGAUUGCGAUGUCGCGAGAGAUUCCAGGCAUCAUCGUCUCAUAACACAAUCAGCGACUUGGAGCUAAAUUAUUAUCGUUACACGAUUUAUUCUCAUAAGUGUAGUCAGCAGUGCAGAGAAAAAUAUCUUGGUAAGCGAACCAAGGUCUCAGUCGCGGUUCGGGACAACUUCGAGAAAAGGCUUCCAUAUGGAUAUCUUCAAUUUGCCUACUACAAGGUGAGUGAAUUUGCUUUUAGUCAAACAUUUUACCCUGCCAAUCCAACCUGACGUUUUAUUGAACCUUUGUGCGUUAACUUCACAACAUAAAUUUAUAAAUAAAUGGCUGCACUGUUCUUUGCGAGACACGUGUUUGCAGAAAAAAUUGCCUGGUAAACUGACAGUUUUGCUUAUUUCAGUCACAAUAACACAUUUCUAUUGAGCUUUGUUGUUUGGAAUUUAUGCCAUCUACAAUUUCAGAUGUAUCGCUCAUGAUAAGAUAAUUUCCCUAUCUUUGGCCGUUCGUGACAUCUAAGCUUUGAUAACACAACAGCCGUUUGUUCGCGUCAGUGUCGGGCUUUUGUGUUAUUUGAAAGAAAGUGGUAGACGCAUUGUACUGAGUCAUUCAGGCGAUCGUAUUUCAGCAAAACACUUCUUAAAACUCCCUAGAAUGAAGCUAUUGUAAUGAGAUGGCUGUUAGAUUCGUAUGCUUGUGAAUUCACGCGUAAAAUGUAAACACGCUUAAUAUCGAUCGUGCAUUGACCCUUUAAAUAGUGGGUAAGUGGGGAGGUGGGGGAGCCUUUUAUUGAAUGGCAGGAGAUAUGAUCUGGAUAUUUCCUCUGGGCCUCUUUCCGAUCUUUUUCAUGAGAAACGCUGCAAAUUUAAAGAAGCUGCUAAUUUACAUAUUUAGCAUAUUUGCUACAAAAAAUUGAUUAAAUUUAUCUGUGAGCUCUGAAGAUUGAGAAGGAUAAGUGUUGCAUGGUAGGGAAUUUCUAUUGAUUUUUACAACGUUAUACUACUCAGAAAUUUGAUUCCAAGCUCUCCGAGAGUUACUCACACAGAAUAAAAUAUAUCAAACUAGCAUGUAACUUUUACCAAAAACAACUGUUCAAAUAACAAAAGCAAGAAGGCUUUUUUUCGAUUAUUAGCUUAAUUAACAAUUCCUGUGAUCAAAUAACAACUGUCAAAUAAAUUUGUAACAACAACAAUAACUGCGGAGUAUAGAAUGUCUCAAAAGGUGAAAAUUUACAAAAAAAAGAUACAAAUAUGAUCUGAGGAUAAUAAUUGAGCUUUUGAUUGAUCACAUUUUGCACUCAGGCAUGAGUCAUUAUUGCCAAGGGAACCAGCAGAUUUUGAUUCAAACUUUGGAAAGUUAAAUUUUCAAAUUUCUGCAUCCUUUAUCCUUUAUAACAAUCCUAAUUUAAAACACAGGAAAUAAAAGUUAAAUUUUUUUGAUAGAUUUUAAAUCAAAGAAAAUUUUGAACUACAUCCUGCACAAUGUACACAUGUACAUGUACAGUAUAUCACUGUUAAAAUUGUAUUAUUGUUCCAAAACAACUGUUUCAAAUCCUUCACUCCCUCUUGGUUAAAGAAGUAAAGGGAGAAUCUUCCCUAGGAAGAAACUAUGAUGCGUGACCUAGGGCUUGUACCCACACCAAUUUACCUGAUGUCAAGCAAGCCAAACAAAAUGACCACCAAUUCUUAAUCACUUUUAAGUUCUUACACAUUUGUGUUUCAUCUCACAGGCUGGAAGGACAGUGGAUGCUGCCAGAGCAGCUUAUACAUGCACAGAAACUCAACCACAAGACAAGGCCAUGGCAGACAAUGUAAAGAUUUACAAGCAAAUGCCUGGUGUUGCAGAAGCCGGGAUUUUCUCCUUAGAACCCACACUUCACCAAGAGAGUUAUUUCAAUGCUGCCCGGCUGUAUGAAGAAGAACAGUGGAGUGAUGCCAUCCAGGGAUUUGAACAAGCUCUUGAAGAGUACUACACUGCAUAUGACAACUGCAAAAUAAUGUGUGAAGAGGAACACGAGAAAAACAAGAUUUUAGGCAGAUCUGGCUUGUUUGGGGUUCAUGUUGACAUUUUGGAAUGCCGCAAUCUAUGCCCUGAUAAACUGAGGGAAGUGAAGGGGAUUUUUGUGAAGAAUUAUCUUGCAAGACAUUACAACUAUCUUCAGAUGGCAUAUUUUAAAGGUUAGUGUUGACAAAAUAGUCAAUCUGAGUGUUUCUUGAAUUAACUCCAAGUAAUAUCCUGAUGAAAUUGCUUGAACUAUUUUAUUGUGGUUCUUGCAUCUAAAUGCUUGUUACAAGAAGAAGACAUGUUUCUUUUUCAUGAUGUACAAUUUAGCUAAAUUUUUUUUUCUAAUGUCUUACCUCUAUGUACUCCCAUAAAACGUUUAGAUUUAAAUUUUAGUAAACCUUGUCUUUACAUUUGUACUUACUUAUUUUGUAUUUGUACUUGUAAAUAUAGAAAGAAACUGCACUGUAGCAAUCUGGAGCUCUUGCUUAAAUGCCCAGUCAUUAAUCUAUUUGUCCAAACACUGUGCAUAUUUUUUCUGGAUUCUAAGGCUCCCUGGAUUCAAAGAUUUAGGCGUUAUUUGCCAGUUUUGGUCUGUUUCUUUUGGUACGUUUGUGUGUCUGUUGUUUGAUUAUUAUAAUUAUUUUCUGUUAAAUUUAUCAUUCUUCAAUCCUCAGUGGGAAAGUUAUGGGAUGCUGCUGGAUGUGCUGCAAGUUAUCUGCUGUUGGAUCCAGAUGAUGAUACAAUGAUUGACAAUUUGAGAUACUUCAAACAGGAACUGGGAGAUCAGAGCUUAAAAAUAACAGCAAGAAAGGUAACAAAGUAGCCAUCAAAUGUAUGAACUGGAAUCUUUUUUAUCAGCAAACACACAGUCAAGCAAAUGAAUAAAGAAGGUAGUAUUCUAAAGAAACUGUGAUGCUGCAUCAUUGGAGGAGUUUAACAAGACAAUUUCAAUUGGCUUUCUCAGCUGAUUUGAUGAUUUAAAUGGUCCACUGGGAAGGUUUUUUAUUAAAGCUGACCUUUUAAGCAUUUCACCCUUCAUCAGAGAAUCCAUGUAUUCAAAUUCGCUUCUUGGAUUCGUCCUGGCAAAGCACUAACACUCAAAAUGUCAGCUUUAGAAUCUCUCCACAGUGACCAAUUUAAUUUUAACUCAGUUGAUAAAAACAAAUAAUCUUACAAGCAGAUACAAUGUAGCUUGAAGACAGAUGAGUUUAGAGCAUAUUAUUCUCAAAUGGUCAAGGGUCAUUUGCUUUUAUUCAUGACCUCUUUCUUGGGGAUGCUACCUGUUGUGUUUAUGGUGAAGAAAGCACUAAUUAAAGUUAUUUCGUCAGUUCUUGUUCUCUGCCAGUGUGAGGUGUGGUUUUGUCAGGGUGUAUGGUUGGUCUUAACUCUUAAACUUUCAUGAGUGGUCAAGACAGGAAUUCUCUUGACAAUAUCAAUAAAAUAUCAAGUAGACAAGUGAUGAAAAUUCUGAAAAAUAUAAAUUAAGGGAUUAUUAGUUGAUCCAAUACCAAAUUCUCCAGCCUAACAUUAUAAGAAUUGUAUGGCAUAUGGUAGGGAGAAUUAUCAGUGAGAUCUUGGUAUUGAAAGGGUUGACAAAAACUUCAAAAUACUCAUACUGUUACCAGCAACUCCAGUUUUUCGACAAUAUGGAUUUUCAACUCCAAAUCACUUUCAGGCAGCAAUUCAGUAUUUCAAGGAAGCAUCAAUUGAGCGGAAACUGUUACAGAUGGCAAAGGUGUACAUGGAUGAGGCAGAUUUUGAUGACAGUGACACCUGGUUUCAUGAUGGUCAGGAUGAUGAACCAAAAGAACAAGAAGUGGAACUGGAGGUCAGUGUGACUAUUAGACUCUGUAAGAAGUGAACAACAAUGAAGUCCAAUUACCCUUACAUGUUUGAUUAAGCGCCAACAGGUUUAUGAGCUCAUUAUAAACAAUGUAGAUACACAUGUACCUACAUAUUUUUUGAGUGAUAUACUUAUGUUACAAGUAGAUUCCUUAUGGACUGCCUUACGUAUGGAAGGGACAAAAGUGCCUAAUGGUACAUGUAUCUGUGUUUUUAAAAGACACAAGUGAAUUAAUAAACAAAAAAAUAAAGUCUGCUUUGUCAAUUUAUUCAACCAAUUAAUGAAAUUAAUUUUGAUAAGUCUUAUUAAGGAGGAAAAAGUUUGAACACUAAGACCUGUCACUUAUAUAUCUUCAUAUAUAUAUAAUGCUGAUGUUUCCUGGGGGGGGAGAGAUACAUUUUGUAUGAUUCUCCUUCACACAAGAUCCAACAUAGGCAAACUGCUAUCAGAUGUUUUAGUUUAUUUACUUUUUACAUGUUUCUUACUUCUUUCAGGAUCUGGUAGAAGGUGAGGAAACUUACACUGUUGAGAAGCUCUGGGGUCUGGGACCAAUCAAGAAAGAACCACUAGUGGAGAAGCCAGAUGAUGUUGUAAAUUUUGAAAGAUAUAAGGUAGGGUUUAUGAACUGAUAGAAAAUGUGUGUUUUGAGCAGAGUUUAGCUUUAUAAUUAAGAUCCCAGCAUGAUUAGAUUUCCAUGGUAAAUAAAGGGUAACAGUCCUAAGUGAAGAAUGGGGGGGGGUUGAUUUUGGUUGAUAGCUUGUGCAUUUGCUUUUAGCUACUGCUUUUGUGUGUGAAAGGGCAGCAGCUCCUAAACACAUAUUCAUUUAUGAAAUUCAAGUUUUAAGUCCUGGCUAGCUCACAGAAAAUUUUACAUCUUGUGCUAUUCUCCAAUUGAUGAUGAUCGCAUUUUAUUUGCUGUUCAGGGAUCAAAGAUUCUUAUGACUGAGGCUGACCUCAAUGGCACAUGGAGGGUUGCCGUGGAUGGAAUGGCAACUGAAAAGGAAUGCAAGAUGUUGAUUAAAUUAGCUGAGGUAUGCAGUUUGUUUCUGUUGAAUGUGCACGGGUAAAUAUAAUGUGAUGCUACAAUUCUGCUGUAAGACCCAACACCCAAAUUUUCAUAUGCCUCAUAAUGCAAGACUCUUCUUACUUAAAUUUGCUCUUCCUUUCCAAAAAUGACAAUAUACCCAAAUACUGCACCUUGCACACAACUUAGGAUCAAUGACAUGGACAGCUUUACUGUAGCCUGAGAGGCAGAUAAGUCAUCAGGCCAUGAUUUUGAAGUAAAAGGGGGAAAUCAUUUACACAUGCUUCAUGCAAAGAUACAAACAUACCCCCUAUAGACAUUUUGAUUAAACCAAUGUGGUUGUAAAGGAAUUUGAACAUGAAAAUACACUUUUACUGCCUCCAAUUUACUUCUGGCAACCACACUUUUCAAAGUCUGAAUUAUCCCCCAAAGAGAUAUACUAACUGCUUUAGUGCGUGAUCUGUAAAUCAAUCUACAGCAUGUAAUUAUGUUCUUCUUAACAUGAUAUAUUUACUUACCUUGCUUGUGUUUGUAAUUUAUUUUGCUUUGAAUAGUUCCACACAGAUUUGCUGCCAACUUUUAAGUUUUAAUCGUAAGGCAUAAAGAUAGGCUUAAAUAUUAGAACAAGCUGGCAGCCAUCAUUUGAUAAUAUAAAAGUUAUGUAACACUUGCAUGUAUUAAACAACCUUGUUGGAAAUUUUUCAGUUUAACUUCAAAGAAUGUUUUAUUUUCCUUUUCUGAAUUCAAGUAGAUAUGUGUACUGUGUGUUAGUCAAACUCACCACAACAAGCUUUGUUUAACAAGAAACCAAAACGAAGAAAUGAUAAAAACAAAAAAACAAGAAACCAAAACAAAGAAAUGACAAAAAAGUAAAAACAAGAAGCAAACACAUCUUGAACAAAAACACCAAUUAAAACACUUUUAUUUUGGCCCAUCUGUGUCAAAUAAACCUUGGAGUCGUACUUCAUCAUUUUCCAAACCCCUCUAAUCAUAUAAAAAGAACAGAGUACUUUUGAUGUAUUUGGAAACGAUAUGCAAAUGUUCUUACAAAGAAUGGCAUUUGCAGCCUCUGUUAGUCAUCCUGCACCUAAAGUAAAUAUAUUUCAACUGAUUUUUGCCAGCUUGUUUAUCACAUUUAAAUGAUAAGGUUAAAGACAUGACCCUCUAAAAUGGUAAAAUGUCAUGAAACAAUGAUUACUUGUGGCUGCAUUUAAAAAAUAAAUAAUUUUGAGCAACGUAAAUGUUUACCCUAAAAACAAAAACCUUACUUCAUUUUUAUUUUUAUUUUUUUGUAAUUUCAGAUGUUUUUAUUUGAUUUGGUACAUAACUGAUUGGCUUGAUUUGAUAUGAAUAGAUAAACAUAAUUGUAAAUUUAAAAAAAGAGCUGCACUUAAUUGAAUGUAAACAAAAUGUUUUGAUUGUAAAUAUAUAUAAAACUAGGAUUUAAAUUGUAAACAACAUUAAAUUGUAAUUUCUGGCCAAAAUUUUGAAAUUGUUUUGAAGCAAAAAGAGAUGUAAGGAUAAUGCAUUAAAGAAAGUGUCAAGUGCUAGGUUAAAUCUGAAAUUUUCCAUUCUGUUUGUCGAAAAAAAUAGAAACACACACAAAAACUUGAAUCUUGGAGAUUAUUGAUGACAAAUGUCUUGAUAUGCAGUCACUCAACAAAUUCUUCCGGGAGAUUCUACUCUAAAGAAACCUUUGACUUCCUUUUUUUAGAAUUUUGUUCCGAUUGCAUCACAAGGAUGUUCAGAAAAUAGUUUGACGAGAAUAAAGCCAGUGGUCAAGUAAACCGUUAAACGAAAAUAAGAGCGCGACAUAAUUAUCCACUAGUUUAAACAUGCUUGAUAAAGACUAUAAAUUCAUCCUCUUAAAUUUAAUUGCAGUGUACCUUCCCUAAAUGAUAGAAUUAAAACCAUUUUGAUGUAAAUCAUGAUGAACCUGAGGUUUUCAGCAAAUUGGAUUGACAAAGGAUUCUGUUUUAUCAAAUGAGAGUAUUGAGGAAUUUUUUGGAAGUUGAAGUUUUAACACUUGCAAUUGAUGUCUAGCUUCCCUGUGGUCCAUUAAUUUAUAUCGUGAUUGCAUAUCAAGAAAUUUUUGUCUGGUACCAAUAAAUCUCAAUUCUCGAUCAUCGUUUUUCGCAAAGAAAAAUGGUUCAAGCAUCGUGUUCAUCGAGUUUUCCAGCGAGGGUCAUGUCGUACUAUACAUUUGGGUCUUGAUCUGUUUGGUUUGUUCCAGAAGACAGCCACACUUGGUGAUGGUUAUGAUCAACGGAACAAGGACGACAAGCCAUUCUCUUUCACUGAGAAAGAAACCUUUUCCGGCGUCACGAUACUCUCUGCUUCAAAGGUACAUCAAUUUUUGUGUGUGCAUGAAAAUUUUGUCCUCUUUUGAAUUACUGACAGAGGUGUUGACCAAAAUUUAGUGAUCAGUGCACAGUAAUCUGAAUCGAUAAGUCUUGAUUUGAGACCUGGUCAUUGGGUGAUCGAGGCACUCAGGGAAGGACGCGUUACCCUCCCUGUGCCUUUUCUUCACUCGAAAAUCACAAAACCGUAGGUUGAGCCACGUAUGUUGAUUUUCGAAGUGAAUGGGUACUGGCGGGACACAUUUGAAAAUAAAACGUUCGAAAAUACUGGAUGAAAUGGAGAGGUAUUUCUCUAAUUGAGAAUUACGGCUUACUCAUGAACGUUAAAUGACGUUCAAAUUCCACAGCUAAUUUCCAGUUUCUUUUAACCAAGCGGGAGAAACUUAAGCCAAGCGAGAAUUCUGCGGGGUAAACACUUUCACGUGUCAGCGUUUACUCUUCAAUACAAUUCAAGUUACACCGUGGUCGUUAAAAAUAUGGCCUCUAGAAUCUUGCCUUUCUCUCCUGGCUUACCGCUAUUUUGUUAUUUGAAUCUAUCAGGCAGCUCGUCGAAAGGAAGUACCUCUAGAGGAAGUGGAGCUGUACUUCAACCUGAGCGAUAAAGUUCGGCAGUUUACCGAGGAUUAUUUUCAACUAGACACACCUUUGUAUUUUUCAUAUUCACAUCUUGUCUGCCGCACCUCGCUAAUGGGUGAGUUGAAUUGCUUUCACUUUUAGCCGCAAAUUUGACGAUUUGACGAUUUUACUGAGGCUCUCUACCGGCGGCAGAGUGACGUCAUAUAACACGAUUCGUGUCAGGUUUUCGUAGACGUUCCCUUCCUUCCGUUUCUCCUUCGGCGGAGGGUACGGCUACACGAAGGCAUAUAUGAGCUGAAAUUUAGUCACAUGAAAAUUUAUUGUAACCAAGGCGAUCUCUAUCCAACCUAGACCCCAAUGAUCCCAAUCCAGGCUUCCAUUUGAGCCACCCAAUUCAUUCCGACAACUGUUUACUGAACCUUGAUGGACUGGGCUCUUGUCCCAAGCGGUCGCCAGCUUAUACGUGGAGAGAUUUCAGGUAUGUCAGAAUAUUUCAAGUGACUAUGAUAUGGGAGUUGGGUGACCUUUGAUACCGUUUUUGCUCAGCUUGCGUGGCUUUCGCAUAGAAUGAAGACAGAGGGAAAUAGAACCUCUAGCGUUUAGAAGGCUCUAAGUGUGAUCGCUUUACAUAGCGAGUUUUCUGCCGCCCUAAUUUUUGUUAAUGUGUAAUCAUAUUUAUCAUGUCUCUCCUUGUCCCUCCAAACCCUAAGAGCGACCACCAUCGAAUUUCUGCCCCCAGUAAUACUGCUGAAUCAUUCAUUAAGAUCGUGAGAAUAAGGGAAAUGAUCGCCAACCUAACUGAUUGUUAAACCAACUCUCCUUGUCAGUGCCAAAGGAAAUAAAUGGUGAAAAGUAAGGAGAAUAUGGAUGCUUAUAUUAAGGCGUGAAGGGUCAAGACAGAUGAUUAUCAAGUGGGGAAUGAGAACAGGGUGGAUUGACCAUUUCAUUUUUUUUCGGGCUUUUUAUUCUUAAAUACUUCUUUUUUGGUAGUAUCGAUUAUUUUUAUCUCAAAUAGAAGGCAACACUGUUCACAUUAUGAAUUUUGAAAAGUCCCCCCCCCCUUGUGUAGAAAUCCUGAAGGCUCCACACAUCCGCCAUCUCUUUGCGGCUCCUAUCCCAUUCGAGCCUUAUUUUUCCGGAAUUUACCUUUAAGUGGACUUUUUCGUGCAAUAAGAACAACGCUCACUCACUUCUACGAAAUGGUUAAACUGCUGUUACAAUUCUUAUCAGUGGUAUUCUGUUCCAUUUUUCUUUAAUUUAAUUUCAGUGCUCUGCUGUAUCUGAAUGGCGAUUUCAAAGGAGGGGAGUUUCUGUUUGCUAAUCCUGAUGAUUCUGUUCAGGUAUGACCCUUUCAUGUCUCACAAGUGACAAGCAAGUAACUUUAACCAGUAGACAGGUGAUAGAUGUAUUAGUCAGAGACUGCAAAUGUUUUACUUCCAGGAGGGAGCCUGAUUGAUGACCAGAUCAUGGGAUUUAGUAAACGGUUAAACGGCUCACAAAUCCACAGAUAAUCUAGUUUUGAUUUAAAAUACAGCUACGCCGCUUUAAACAUCACUCUGUGGAAUCAUCAUGCUAAGACGUACUGAACCCGGAUGAUAAUGCUAGUAUGUAUCUGUUUUGAAAUGGAGCACUCCCAUACUUUUGGCAGUUUGAAGCGUGACUGUCAUCCGCCAUAAUUAUUCUCUAGUUCUCAAGACAUUCCAUGUUGCAUAUAAUCAUCCACGCAACCAUUAAGUCACACAACGCGCACAAAGAGGGCUUGUUGCACUUGCGUGACGAGGCGCCGUCGAUUAGGCACCUAUAUAAAUCUUUCUCAGCAAUCCUCGUGUUUCGCAGGCUAAACUUAAACCUGAAUGCGGACGUGCCGUAGCUUUUUCAGCUGGACUGGAGAAUCUUCACGGUGUGGCCGGCAUUCGAGAGGGGCGCAGGUGCGCUCUGGCUCUGUGGUUUACUUUACGAAAAAAACAUGACGAACAACUUCGAAAAGUUGCCUGGGAAACUUUUCAGAUGGCAAAAGAGGAAAAGCGAUUGGAAGAAUUGCCGUUGUUCAAGCCUGAAGUGGCGGCACAUUCUGAACUCUAACCGAAGCUUCCAUUUCGAAAAUUCAAAGUUUAUACUGAGAUCAAGCCCUCCUUUUCAAGCAUGAAGCGUAGACGAUGAGAAUUAGUCAAGCGACGAGUACAAGUCAAGAAAGGAGCAAACGGGGAGAACUGGUCUUCAGCCUAUUUACCAAACUGCUGAACAGAUGACUGUGGGCGGUGGGAAAGGAUUCUGACAUAGUCCUAGACGAGCGUAAAACUAGACUACUUCUUUUGUACUUUAUUAAACUUUGUUUUGUUUCAAGCCAGUUCUAGAGGCAAAGACCUUGAAGUGUCUCUCUUUUUAGGUAACCACUGGAAGUAUGAGUUUCAUUUUUGCGGUUUCUUUUAAGAGAAGUUUCUCCUAUUCCUUGCCCCUAUUGAUCUAAUUUUUGAUCAUUCUGCGACGGAAGAAUUUGAAGUUGUUCUUGUGUGAUAGUGAAAGCAGUUCUCACUUUUUUCUUUCCUUGACAUUGACCGAUUUAUGUCCAAAAAUAGUCUGUCGUACAAAGUAAUUUUAUCCCUCCUGGAUACGUUCGCAUGUGCUGUGGGAAACAGCUGGUAUAACCCGGUUAUCGUGCAGAGUUUAAGAGGUAUGAUUAUACGUCAGACUUACUCUGAAACUCUGAUUGGUGGAGAGCAUACAUUCAAUAUACAGUAACGUGUGAAGUUGUCAUGAUAACGCAAUAUCUGCAGCAGGUAUUUGGUUAUCGUGUCGAGUUCAAAAUCUGCCUAGUUUGUAAGAUCCUCGUCCUAUAAGUGUCCUCAAACUUUUGCAGACUCAAACAUUUGCAGCUAGUUUGAAAAAUGUAUUAAAACAAAAUAAUUUAAUUCGGUUUCACAUGAUAUCAAGAAGGAUCCAACCUCGUGUCUGUGUUAUCUGCGUCAGCUUCUGGCUUCGACAGAUAACUCAGACGUCGGUAUUGAUAACUCGUAAUACCACGCUCAAACUCAACUAAUAAUGGCUUAAUACCCAGAUGUGCUGGUAAACAAGUAUUUUCUCAGAGGUAAACUUGAAAAUGGAUAAAAAUUCUUUAGAGGAUACCAUUCAGUGAAGCCCUCAAUGUAUCUGCGCGGUUUACAGUCAUCUCGCCACCAGGAAGACUCGCCACCAGCGAGCUCGCCACUGCACACCACCACCAAUUGCCACCAAACUUAUUUGAUGUUUAUCAAAGGAAAAGUAAACCAAAGUGACUGUAACUUAUUAAUCGAACGAACGGACGACAAGAUCGACAAGAAAUGUGAUCGAUCGCGUGCAUUUUUUAUCGUAAAACGAGUGUUCUGAAAGCUCCUAAGGAGAUUCUGAUAACUUUUAACUUCAGAAACCAACGAGCAGCAAGUUACAGCUCAGGAAAAUGUGUAUUUAUUUAAUCACACAUUUAAUAGCUAUACUUAAUACAAUUACAAUAUUCGCUACCGGAUGAGUGUUUGGUGGCGAGAUCGAUUACACUUUGGUGGGGAGGUGACUGGGUACCAUAUCCGCUUGCUGGUGACCUCGAUGCAACAAAACGAAUGUUUCCUAAUUCUUGAUGUCAAAGGAAACUGAGAAAGUUUGUUUUGUUUUUGUCUGUAUUUUGAAGGCCACAGGUAGGCUUUGCAUAAAUGCAGAAAUUAAAAUUUCUAUAUUAAUCAAAUUUUUGUUAGAGCAUCUUUCUCAAUUACAAAGAUGUGAUAUGUGUGAUAUUAUUGCCUAGAAUUCAGCUAUUGUGGCAAAUUUGAGGAAGCAAAAUUUAAAUUUACGAAGAGAUAUUACAUUGUAUUAUAUUUGAUAAGCAAAGUAACCAAGAAAAUUGAGGAAUCCUGUUAAAAGCGGAGUGUAACGUUACAUUUUACCGUGAAUGAAGAGCAAAAUUAUACGUUAGUAAAAAUGUGUCUUCAGCUUUAGUUUACUGUCAAAGCUUUAGCCUUUCCUAUUCGCUCUGACGAAGGGAUGACGCAUGGAGUGUCAGUUUUAGAAACUUGCUACGGUGGCUAAUUUACAUUGCCAACUCAGUUAAUAAAACGAAAGUACCUUGUAACACCCUCCGCCGACGUAGCACCACAGUUUCUCAAGAAAUUUACCCCAUGUUUUCAUUUGUAGUUUAAUAAGUCACCUUUCAUGUGUAACAAAUAAUUACGGUUACAUCGCAUCAUGGUUAGAUCGCUCCAUCAAAUAAGUUACUUCGCUCCCAACAUAAGUUACCUACUGUUGGCUGCGCAUUCAAUGUUAUUUCGCUCGACACGUAAAAAGAAGAAACUCAAAAUAGCCUAAAAUGCGGCACCGGUAAAGCUGAUUUCACCUCCAUGAUCGAAGACCUUGGCCUAUAUGAGGCUAACUCCGACAAACCCUUCUUUAUACAUGUCAUGGUUUUGAACUUUUAAGAGGCUGUCUCUCUUAUUUCCACCAGGUCAGUUUUGUGUCAAAAAUAAUUUUGCCUGAAUCUCUGUUAACAGAAAGACUUUACCUAGGAAAGAACUAAAUUAGAUUUGGUUUGAUUCGAAAUAAUUUUCUGACUGCAUUACGGGCCAUAAUUAUUUCCCAGUCCGUAGGGACCGUCGCAACGUCUCGAAAAUUGAAAAAUAGGCAUAUUUUGUAACGUUGUAAAAUAUUUGAUUCGCAUAGUUAAGCCACAGAAUUUAUAUCAGAUUGCUUAAAAACCUUUCUAGUUUGCCAAGAAAGUUAGAAUUUGCCCUCUCAACAUAGUUGAAAAAGCGAAUUUUAGCAUAUUCUGACCACUAGAAAUCGCCAUCGGCCGAUGGCCGUAAAUAACCUUGAUUUAGACGCUAAGUUUUGGGAUUUGGGACCUGCUUGACGAUUCUAUCCUACACAGCCGUUAAGUUUAGACCUUUAUAGGCAAAAAUAUGCAAAAACCCCUGUACGUUUUCGAUUUUUCAAAAGUUAUGACCGUUUGAAUCAGCACAUGUACGAGCAUUCGCGAUUUUUUCGCCUACACUAAAAUCGAACCACUGGAGCAGAUUUCGUCAUAAAUACAGCUUACCCGCUUUGCAGCCCGGCUUCAUGGCUCACUUCAGAAUUUUUCUAAUAACCAAAUUGGUGAAAUCCAUGAUAACUUCAACAAAUAGCUAGGUAUUGCCUUCGAAAAGUAGGCGGCAUCCAUCGUGAUUCGUGGUGUCAAAACAAAUGUCGGAAUUGGCCACAUUUCGCGGUGAAUCACCCAUUUAACAUCGCUGCAGAGCUGAAUUUUUUUCCAAAAUCAGAAUAUAAACUCUCCAUGUCCGGAAGCUGAGGGAGAAAUGAAGAUUUUAGGCUUCUGAAGUGAAGAAAUAAUCGCUUAAAUUUAGAUCCAGUUCGAUGUUAUACUGUUCUCACAAAGGUCCGCACAAAAGAGAAGACCGCUGAUAGCUUGUGCCGUACGUUGUGCCACAUGGUUUUGUUUUGUAUCCCAAUGUAAUAUUUGGGCAGAAAAAUUUUGGAUGAAAAGAAUAAAUGCUUUUACCUGGAGUUUGAUAUCAUAUUAUUAAAAAAUCAAUUUCAAAUAUCCUGAGCUUGCUUCUCUCGGUUCCGCGUCGAUUGUGUCCACAGAACAGCAACCUGUCAAUAGCCGGAGAAAUCAUGGGUUUAUGUGAAAUUUCAGAUAUUCCUCGCUUCCCAAACUGGUGAACUGGACUUUAUGAUACAUAUCAAACUCUUUCCCCAGUGCGACGAACAUUUGUUUUUCUCGGUUCAAAGAGGGAAAUUAAAAAACACAAAGCGAUUUUGCAAUGAAUUCUCAACAUACACCCUCGUUAGAAAGGCGAAUCCACGGAAGAAAGAUACAAAACUGUGUGAUAUUGAGAUCGAUAUGAUAUUAAAUCGAUACCGAGGGCCCGUUUAAUUGCCUUCUGCCACGAUUAUCAGCUUUCUUUACAGCUUUCUGAAGGCAGGAUACUUUCUUUCUCAAGACUUCUGAUAUGCGGCUAUUGAUUAUUACACCUCGUAGACCUGAUUGCUCAAACACUUUGUUCACGAUUGUUGAAAGGACCGACUCAUGGUUCUCCGUUUUCGUCUUGACAUUACUUUGAAAUAGUAUAGACUAGUAAGCUGAAACGAAAAAUUAAUCAGGGAAGUUUACGAAAAAUCCAGCAAACAAGCUUUAAAAAGGCAUUUAUUUAGACUUCAUACUUCAACGAACUUCACAAAUCUUACUUGUUUAUCUUGUAAGUAAACGAUGGCAGAUUAAUUUCCAAAGCGCUUUCUGAGUUUCCCGAUCUCUCUCCUACUGCUUUCACGCUUACAAAACAGGAAAAAUCAAAAGGAGGAAGAUACAGCUGUUUUGAAACGCCAUUUGACGAAGGUAAAUCUGCUUUUUGUUCGACACUUUAGAUAUCAAAACAAAGGAAAUUUGUUCCUCUUUUUGAUUCUGGCGGUACAUUUUUAAUUUGCGCCUGCGUAAAAGAGAUAUCGCCCGAGACCCUUCGCUCGGUCGUGUUUUGAUCAAAAACGCCUUGUUAAUUUCACGCAACCGCUCGGAGAAAAGGUAAAAAUGACGAGGGAAAAACUUUACCUUCAAGUUAGAAAAUUAGCGAAAUAGAAAGCCACAAUAUUAUAGUUUAAUAUUUCAAAGGUACAUUGAGUGCUUUUUCCGUAGAGAAUCUGCACGAUAGUAAAACAUUCGAAAAUUACACUCGAUUUGAGUGGGGUGUUGAAGUGGGUGUGGUCACUACAUUCAUGUUAAGACUAUUUGUACCCCAUGAGUUUGAUAUGCUCCAGCAAAUACCUUCAAAAUUCAGCGGUCGGCAUCUGUCGAUACUCUUCUUUGACUCGUUGUUGCGAACUAAACUCGAAAACUAAAGCCAUGUUUCGCGCUUAAUGUCCCGUUGAAACUUUGGAUUGCAGCUGCAUUCUCCUCAAGAAUCAGUCAUAGAACUCCACUUGUAAGUCUAUGUGUCGAAAUUUAGCGUUUUGGAAUUUAAAGCUGAACGAUUGCACUAUCGCGCAUAACAGAGGUCCGCAUUAAUCAUUGCGGGUCAACCCGCUGACCCUUUAUUUUUUUUGGAAGGCCUGCAGGUGUAGUAUGGCAUGCAAGUGCUUUUUCGAAACCAGAGAGGCUUCAGUCUGUAGCAAGUCUUCAGCGAGGUUGUUAAAGCUUUCAUUGGACAGAGGAUACGCAUUGACGAAACACCCAGCGAAGGGAACAACAGCUGCAAUAAGAAUAGUAGACGAAUCAAAGAACACUCUCUGUAUAAAUAAGAUUGAGCAUUUUAGUAGCUUCCACAACUUCGAAUAUGGAGAUAUCGGUCUGAGAGUUUGGAAAUGUUAUGGCAUCGGUAAAGGGAAGUACAUUCCAUGCCCAUAUGACAUAAUUUAUAUCAAGCACCAAGGUCAAACGUCCCUUCAAACCAUAGAAUCUCAAGGGCUUUUAUGAUCCUCCUGAAAAGCGUGUGGUCAAGCGUCGUUCAAAGGGCAGCAGGGAAACAGAGAGUACAACGCCAUUGUUUGAAUGCUCUGUGUUUGGAUGUGUUGAAGUGUUCGAAACCUUUUCGCAGCUGGAGCUGCACCUGGACGUUGGAAAGCAUACAGUCAGCAGGUUAAAGCCAGUAUGAUGCAAUCAAAAGGGACUGAGCCCUUAAGUUCUCGUCGAUAGAUACUAGUACACCACUCACUUCUCCCGUGGAUACUUCGCCCCACUCGUCUUUACGAACAGGAUGGGCCGUAAGCAAACCAAGGGGCAGCGUUAGAUUUUCAGAGAAGGUAAAAGAAUACCUAACGGUACGGUUUACACUUGGAGAAAGAACUGGGCGAAAGGCCGACCCCGCCCAAGUUGCAGUGGACAUGCGAAAUGCGAAAAAUGAAUCAAAUGCACGUUUGUUCACUAGAGAACAGUGGCUGACAAAGAGCCAAGUUCAGAGCUUUUUCUCCCGGCUAGCAGCAAUGCGGCGAAAAGAUCAGGGUGUGAUCGGGAUAUCACUGGAUGAGGAGGAAGAUAUCCAAUGCGUCCAGGAAAAUUCCGAGAGAUAAGAUCUGGUAAACAAAGUUAACAAAGAGAUCAAAUUCUCACGUCCAAUCUGCUACGAUACGUAGGACCUCUGUAAACGUUACCACAAUAACACACUUCAAAAAUUCAAUGUGGUUUGUUGAGAGCCAUCUGUAGUCAUUUUGAGAUCCCUGUAAAAUUGAGAGACAAAAAACAGAUCCUCAUAGACAAACUGUCGGACGUGAUUAGUGAUUGUCAGUGUGUUUCUCAGUAGACUUAUGUAAACAAUGUCUCAUACGAUGGCUGAAAGUGUAGAAUAUGCUCUACAGAUACAAACUACCUUUACUUCCGAUAUCAAGUUCUGACGGCGUUGUUAUAGUGUAAUAUAUUAUAAUAUCUAGUAGUCAGUGAAAUGUUUUGAUGAAAUCGACUGAAAAUUUACCAAAAGCAACACUUAUCACAUCUGUUCAUACGAAGCAUGUGUCAAGUUUUUAACACGUUGGUAGCCGAUUUCUCCGGCUAUUGACAGGUUGCUGUUCUGUGGACACAACCGACGCGGAACCGAGAGAAGCAAGCUCAGGAUAUUUGAAAUUGAUUUUUUAAUAAUAUGAUAUCAAACUCCAGGUAAAAGCAUUUAUUCUUUUCAUCCAAAAUUUUUCUGCCCAAAUAUUACAUUGGGAUACAAAACAAAACCAUAUGGCACAACGUACGGCACAAGCUAUCAGCGGUCUUCUCUUUUGUGCGGACCUUUGUGAGAACAGUAUAACAUCGAACUGGAUCUAAAUUUAAGCGAUUAUUUCUUCACUUCAGAAGCCUAAAAUCUUCAUUUCUCCCUCAGCUUCCGGACAUGGAGAGUUUAUAUUCUGAUUUUGGAAAAAAUUCAGCUCUGCAGCGAUGUUAAAUGGGUGAUUCACCGCGAAAUGUGGCCAAUUCCGACAUUUGUUUUGACACCACGAAUCACGAUGGAUGCCGCCUACUUUUCGAAGGCAAUACCUAGCUAUUUGUUGAAGUUAUCAUGGAUUUCACCAAUUUGGUUAUUAGAAAAAUUCUGAAGUGAGCCAUGAAGCCGGGCUGCAAAGCGGGUAAGCUGUAUUUAUGACGAAAUCUGCUCCAGUGGUUCGAUUUUGGUGUAGGCGAAAAAAUCGCGAAUGCUCGUACAUGUGCUGAUUCAAACGGUCAUAACUUUUGAAAAAUCGAAAACGUACAGGGGUUUUUGCAUAUUUUUGCCUAUAAAGGUCUAAACUUAACGGCUGUGUAGGAUAGAAUCGUCAAGCAGGUCCCAAAUCCCAAAACUUAGCGUCUAAAUCAAGGUUAUUUACGGCCAUCGGCCGAUGGCGAUUUCUAGUGGUCAGAAUAUGCUAAAAUUCGCUUUUUCAACUAUGUUGAGAGGGCAAAUUCUAACUUUCUUGGCAAACUAGAAAGGUUUUUAAGCAAUCUGAUAUAAAUUCUGUGGCUUAACUAUGCGAAUCAAAUAUUUUACAACGUUACAAAAUAUGCCUAUUUUUCAAUUUUCGAGACGUUGCGACGGUCCCUACGGACUGGGAAAUAAUUAUGGCCCGUAAUGCAGUCAGAAAAUUAUUUCGAAUCAAACCAAAUCUAAUUUAGUUCUUUCCUAGGUAAAGUCUUUCUGUUAACAGAGAUUCAGGCAAAAUUAUUUUUGACACAAAACUGACCUGGUGGAAAUAAGAGAGACAGCCUCUUAAAGUCUAGAAACUGCGUUGAUUAGAAGAGAUUAAAAAUAACUCUCAGGUAUAGACUACCAAGAAG